Molecule: messenger RNA, 5414 nt
Organism: Cheilinus undulatus (humphead wrasse)
Lineage: Eukaryota; Metazoa; Chordata; Actinopteri; Labriformes; Labridae
Gene: tatdn2
Product: TatD DNase domain containing 2
Exons: 12
Coding region: 2564-4711 (715 amino acids)
Molecular function (GO): hydrolase activity, acting on ester bonds
Source: RefSeq, a predicted model, not a curated record
AUUGAUACUGAUGUUGAACCCAUGUAUUGGUGCCCCCAAACAUUUAACUGUUUUAUUACACAGCAAUCUGACUGAUAAACAUUGAUCAGGAAUCGUUAGGAGGUAAAACAUCAGUCCAGAAACAUAAGAAAAUUUGGAGGGUUUUUCAAAAGUAGCCUUUCCUGGUAAAUCUUUACUGACUUAAAGGAAAAAAAGCUGUAUGCUGGUAUGUAAAGUUUUAUUCUUUUCUACUGAGAAAAAAUAUGACCCUACUGUUUUAAAUUUAAUCAAUUUAAAGACUAUGACUUAGUUUUUUUACCUUGCAAUCUCUUGCCUCUUCUUUUGUCAUUAUCCAGAUUUGAAUCCAUACAUUGUUAGUUAUUUUCAGGUUAGACUUGUGCAAUAAAUAAAUGAAUAAAUAAAUAUAAAAUGAUGUCCUUCUUAUUAAAGGUACAUUGGGUUGUUGUUUUUGCUCAGAUAAUUUGUGCAGUUUUUAAUCAUAAACCAUGAAAUCAAAACAAGAUUGCAAACAAUUAUAUUUUGAAAUUUAACCCAGAUUUUUAGAACAUGAAGGGGUUAUGAAUAUUGUGAAAUUACUAUUAUGUUCUACAAAUCUAACACUCAAAAUCCUUGUUUCUGUUUGACUGGACACAAAAUACAGUAGUAAUAUUUGUAACAAACACUUAGUAUUUUUAUAAAUCUGACUCUCUAUGUAGACUUAAAUUUUUUAAAUAAACGUGAAAUGUGUGAACUUGUAAAAACAUUUUCCAAUUCAAACACAAUGUGAAUAUUCAUGUUUUAGCCUAAAAUGUGGGCAGUUUGGGUGUUAUUUGUCAUGCUUUUGUAGAAAAAACAAGUUUUUUAAUUUAUUUUUGCCCUGGACUUUGUAAGUUCACAGACAAUCAUUAAGAUGUCAAUCUCAGGUGAUGUGUCAACUCUGAAAUUAUGACCUGCUCCAGUGUACCGCAGCGGGGUGUCUUUUGCCAAAGGUGUUGCUAAGCAACAAAGUAACACAACCCAUCUUUGUUUGUGUGUGAAUUGAGGUGAGCAGUGAGCAGCAAUAUCAGGAACAUGCAGGCAGGAGAAAAGAAAAAAACAUGGGACUGGAGUCGUUUCAGGCCAGAGCACAUGACACACUGGCAAAGGAAUCACCCAGUCAUGUUUCCUCAUCUGCAGACAGACCACUGGACCAAAAUGAAAACAAUGGUUCCAGUUUAUCUUGCUGCAGUUCCAGCUGCCUUGUUAAAAGACAGAGUGGAUGACUCACAAGAACAAACUCCACACCACUCAGCCAACAGCAGCCUUUUACCUCCACUUACUCGAGAUGAAUCUUCAAUCAAUCAUCAUGUUCCCUCUCAUGUGCAAAGAGCUGGUGUGCCUGAAAAUAGACCAUACACCUCACCGCAAAACAUACCCCAGUACAGGAAUGUGUAUAAUGACCGUGCCAGGAGAGGUUUCUGCUACUGGCUCGUUGAAAAAAAGAGCCCAACAUGUAAGGGAUACAGCUUUGGUGCCUAUAAGACCUGCCUAGGACUACCAAAAGUCUAAGAAGUGUUACAACAACAGUUGAAUUGUUUUAAACCCUUUAUCCCCAUCUGGUGAAAUUACUUUUAAAUUUUGCAUUUUUUCCCAAAAAGCCCUUAAAGGAUAUGCAAUCCUAGUAAAUUUUAUGUUUUCCUGUGAUAAUGAAUACAUUUUGGUUGUUUUCACAAGAUCUCGACUUAUUUGUCUCAUCUUAUGCUAGCUUUCCUAGAUACUGAGUUCAUUUUUUGUCUUUUUCUCAUUAUCUUGAGAAACUAUCUUGCCAUUGUGGGGGAAGAAGCAAUAUUAUCUGGUUAUGGCGUUGAUAAGUCAAGAUUUCAAGAAAUUGAAUGGAAAUUACUUGUUGACAAUGGAAAAUAAAAUAAAUGUAUUGAUGUAUCUGCCCAUGUUUUAUUUUGAAAUGUGUAACUUAUCUUCAGUCACCUGAUCUAGAGUGUCUUUGCUCAGGAUGUACUUUGUCUUUUAAAUUUUAUUGUUUUUAUGUGCUUUGAUAUUGUGUAAACUAUGUUCUUAACUUUAAAUUUAUUUAAAAACACACAAUGAAAUUCUCACCAACUGUAUAGAAAUUCAAGUGAGGUGUGUUGUAAUUGAAUUAAUUUUUUCAUAGUUUUAUUUUUUAUUUAGUUAAACAUUUCCAAUAGCGUUUGAACGUUGUUUAAAACAUGCUUUUGUUCAGUCAUUGCUGUUUUCAUGCGCUUUCCUAUCCUAAAUUUUGGCCUCACUUUCCCUGUAUUAUAGUUUACUACGGCUCAUUCGCCAAAUGUCAUUAUGAUAUGUUUCAUCUCGCGAGAUGUACCCUAAACUCUGAGUAGGGCGCAGGGCGGUCACACCAUCUAGCAUUUUUUUUAAACAAAUACUUUAUCAAAUAUUUAAAGUGAAACGUUAAAACGUUUCCUGUUUUGUUUCUGGUCGGAAACGUCGUUGUCGAGAACCGUUUUUACUAACUGAGCUGAACAGAGCCGAUUGAACAAACACGAUUAACUGCGAAUUUACAGGAGUUUCAUCCCAGCUUUGCCAUCUCUGCCUCGCCUAGUAAGAAGACAUGAACAUCAACAGAAACAAGGUGUCAUUUAAGUGGCUAAAAAAAGCAGGCACCUCACCUGCACACCUUCAAAGAGGAAGUGCUGGCUCAGGCACGCCCUCUCGCAUAAACAUGCCACCAGUAGCAGAUUCAAAUACUUUGCCCAUCAGUGAUUCUCCAGGACCAGAUGGAUUUGGAAAGCUGACUUUGUGCACCCCAAAGAGAAAAGCAGCGGACCUUGAUGAGAAUGAGCCCUCUGUAGGCAAAAAUAAGCUGAGGAUACUUUCCAGGAGAAAUUCUGAAAACCUCAUGACCUCAUUGGAAAUACCCAUGGACAUCUCAUCCAAGCAGAUUGAAUCCCCAUCACAUUCUUUCAUCUUAAAAAAGAAAGAGAGGACACCAGAGGAAGGAUCAAAAGCUAUCUACAGGACUGCAGUGCUUGCAGCCAUUGGCAGCACAACAGCACGAAACAACACUCCAAAAACCCCCAGGGCUCACUCUAAGAGCCCUCCUUUGCCAUUUGAAUCGUUACCAGGGACAUCUGAAGAGACUAGUCCAGCUUCAGUGUCACUUGUUGAGCCAGUCAUGACUGUUAACUGUUCCCCUAUCACACCUGAGAAGAGAUACGAGCAUAACAGCCCUAUCCAGGAAGGUCAGUGGCCUCUUCUUCAUGGGUUUGAGGAUGAAGGAGCCCAAAGUGACGACUUGGUGCCCAAAACAGACAUGAGAAAAUUUAUGCUGAGAGAAGAAGAUUCACCCAGGACAUUUAAUGCUUGCUGUUCUACGUUUGAAGAGACAACCUCUCAAGAUGAGUUGCUCACUACAGAAAAUUACCUGGAAACUGAGGACUGUGACUCAUUUCUCCCUGAUUUGGAGUAUAUACCUCCUUUACCUACUCAUUGGAAAAGCCCUUUUGAUAGCCAACAAUUGCCAGGUCCUUCAGUGAACACUUGGAGAGCUGCAGCUUCCUCUCCAGCUGAUGAAAAUCCUUUGGCCCUCCAAGCAUCUGUUGAGGACCUGUGGAGGUCUUUCCCACCCUCACAGAGGACAGUCUGUGUCACAGGAGAUACACCAAAACUUCCGAAAACAAGGCCUUCAAGAGCAUCCAGAGCCAGGACUGAUCGCUGCUUUUCCAGCUGUAUCCCCUCCUUGUCUGACCCCUUUGCUCUGCCCCUCUACUCAAAAAGAAGAUCCUCAAACUCUCACCUGAAGUCUUCAACCAGACGCAGACAGUUAGAUUAUGGCGGUUAUAUACCUCAUACUGCUAACUCAUUUACUUGUGAGGCUGCUCCUAGAAGAAGAUUAUCCUUGGGGCCAGAACCUGCAUUUACUCCUUACCCUUAUCUGGAUGAUCACUAUAGUUUUAUAGAUACUCACUGCCAUAUAGACAUGCUUUAUGGAAAACUUGGCUUCAAGGGGACGUUCAGGAGCUUUCAGAGAAAGUAUCGAACCAGCUUUCCACCACAGUUUAGCGGCUGUAUUGCUGAUUUUUGUAACCCAGGGGUCAUGAUGAAGGAGGCUCUGUGGGAGGGUUUGCUGGAUGAAGAUAAGGUCUGGGGGGCUUUUGGGUGCCACCCCCACUUUGCAAAAGACUACUCAAAAGCCCAUGAAGAGAAUAUAAUGAUGGCCAUGCAGCACCCAAAAGCAGUGGCGUUUGGCGAGAUAGGUUUGGACUACUCGCACAAAAACAACACCCAUUCCUCCAAGCAAAAAGAGGUGUUUGAGCGACAGCUGUGUUUGGCUGUGAAGAUGCAGAAGCCUCUGGUAAUCCACUGCAGGGAUGCAGAUGAAGACCUGCUGGAUAUCAUGAAGAAAUGUGUCCCAAGGGAUUAUAAAAUCCACAGGCACUGUUUCACAAACAGUUAUUCAGUGAUUAAGCCCUUCCUGACGGAGUUCCCAAACCUGUACGUGGGCUUCACAGCACUGAUCACCUACCCCAAAGCCACUGAAGCCCGAGAUGCUGUCUGCCAGAUCCCUCUGAACCGCAUCGUGUUGGAGACUGAUGCACCAUAUUUUCUGCCCAGAGGGGUUGGCAAAAACGUCUGUGAGUUCUCACAUCCUGGAAUGGGCAUCCACACACUGCAGGAGCUUAGCCGACUGAAGAAGGAAGACAUUGCUACUGUAUUCUCCACUGUUCGUGACAACACCACUCAUCUGUACGGCAUAUGAACUCCAGAUAUGAAGGAUGAAAACAAGCAAUGAAAGAUAAGAGUGAAUCAGUGCUUUUGGAGCAAACAUCCUGCUGAUUUCUGUUGAAGAUUUCCCAUACCUCCACAUCAGGCUGGCAGAAUAUGGAGCUUAUGUCCUGCUGUAACAAACAAGAAAGAAUUUAAGAUUUCCUGACAGAAGAAAUGAAAGGAAACAGUGACUGUAUCAAAAACACAGCACCUUUGCUUGUAGAAAUAGUGUAUAUCAUUGUUUCUCUCAUAUUUUGUGACACCAUUCAUCACUAAUUUAAUUCCUCAGUGUUUUGAAUUGUAAGUUAUUGUUCUUGCCGUGUUUUAAUUUAACAUCCCCGUCCUUGUUCUAGUUUGUCUGGAUGUUUGUGUUUUGCUGUUUGAAUUGCUAAACUGUGUUAAAUUGGACACAGAUUAACACUGACGUGUUGUCUUUUUUAUUUCUGUAGAUAGGUUUUGUUGAACAUCUCUUUAAUGUGCAUAAAGAGCCCCUGAAGUUGUUUGGUAGAAGAAAGUAAAGUAUCUGUAAUACCUUCAUGCAGACUGGUGUGGUGUUUGCCAUGAGUAAAGCUUUUUUCCGCACACAUCACGGGGCUGAGAGACGAGUCCAUUAGCUUGUUUUGAUUCCUCUUUGUUGGGUGCACACAUUUAGCUUGAGUGCUUUUUAUUUUGAGAUAAUUAUACUCUGCUGCAUG